AUGGAGUCGUUCGAGGGCUUCUGGAUCCGUGGCAGGAUGGGUCUCGAGGGGACCGACACGUUUACCAGAAAUAAGCUUCACCCAGUGAAGUGGACAGACCAAACUUUAUCUACCAGUGAUGACGUUGAGGACCGAGAGACUGAGAAAGGCCGCCUGGAAGAAGCUUAUGAGAAAUGUGACCGGGAUUUGGACGAGCUCAUUGUGCAGCACUACACCGAGCUCACCACGGCCAUCCGCACCUACCAGAGCAUCACCGAGCGCAUCACCAACUCGCGCAACAAGAUCAGACAGGUGAAGGAGAACCUGCUGUCGUGCAAGAUGCUGCUGCACUGCAAGCGGGAUGAGUUGCGCAAGCUCUGGAUUGAAGGGAUUGAGCACAAACACGUCCUGAAUUUGCUGGAUGAGAUCGAGAACAUCAAGCAAGUGCCUCAGAAGCUGGAGCAGUGCAUGGCCAGCAAGCGCUACCUCAACGCGACGGACAUGCUG
Molecule: messenger RNA, 486 nt
Organism: Apaloderma vittatum (bar-tailed trogon)
Lineage: Eukaryota; Metazoa; Chordata; Aves; Trogoniformes; Trogonidae
Product: exocyst complex component 4-like
Exons: 4
Biological process (GO): chemical synaptic transmission; Golgi to plasma membrane transport; exocytosis
Cellular component (GO): exocyst; synapse; growth cone membrane
Source: RefSeq, a predicted model, not a curated record